AUGGCCCAAACCUGCAAGAGUAUUUUGGUAUUUAUUGAAGGAGCUUGUGAUGGUAACCUUUUGGAAGAAUCAAAACAUGAAGAAAUGGAUCGUAUAGCAUCCAUUGGUGGAACCACUCUUGUUCACGGUAGAAAAUUAUUUCCAUCCUCCAUACCAAAUUCAACCAUGAUUAAUAAUGAUUGUGGCUAUUUGAUGCAAUUAUUUGAUUAUUUGGAUCCGAUUCAUCCUGUUGAUGAAGAAGAGGCAAAUUUGUGGAAGGAAAACCCAGAACUUGAAUUAGAAAAACAAAGUUUAUUCUGUAAAUUUAAAAAGCUUAAAGUAGAGAUGUGGACAACUAAUAAUAAUGUGUUGAAUAUUUUCAAAAGCAAGAAGGAUAAUGCCAAGUUUUUGAAUUUUAUUGUAAAUAACAAGGAGGAAGAGGAUGCAAUUUGUGAAAAUGCUGUUCAAGCAAUGCUUUCCAAUGAUAUUUUAAUACUCCACGAUAAUAUUACCAAAUUACAAACAAUUGAGGAAAAGAGAAAUCAUAUUCAACAAAUUGAUCACUUAUUGAAACAAGUUAAUAAUUUAUUUACACAAAAGCAGAACCAAUUCAAGAUUUACAAUGUCAUUCUUGUGAGUACACCUUUCAAUUCUGUCCUUCCAUCAUUCAAUAAGAAAUCAUCACCUUUCCGUCCACUCCAAAGCUAUGAACAAAAGAAUGGAACAAUACUCACAGAUAUUGUUCACCAUGAACCAUCUUUAAUCUGUGUACAACAUUGUGAAGGAGAAACUAGAAGUGACACAAAUACUCAAUUAACUGAAAAAUCAAGUAUUGAACUGAAUGGAAAUUGUGCAAUUUUAAUUGAUUUUGUAAUUUCUGAAAUGGCUUACAAACUCAGAAAGAGUCCAAAAUAUGGAGCUUAA
Naegleria gruberi is the source of this 903-nucleotide messenger RNA. RefSeq lists its product as uncharacterized. Lineage: Eukaryota; Heterolobosea; Eutetramitea; Acrasida; Naegleriidae. The record is from RefSeq and is a predicted model, not a curated record. The transcript has a single exon. The coding region runs from base 1 to 903 and encodes 300 amino acids.